Messenger RNA from Ilex paraguariensis (yerba mate), 228 nucleotides. Lineage: Eukaryota; Viridiplantae; Streptophyta; Magnoliopsida; Aquifoliales; Aquifoliaceae. The record is from the annotation of a GenBank genome assembly.
AUGAUUCUUGCAACUAAGUUUUCAACUGAGAGGUACGGAUCAGUUAAGCGAGUUUAUGUCAUAUGCAAUGAGGAUAAAGAGAUAGCAGAGGAAUUCCAACAAUGGAUGAUUGAUAACAUUGGAGCGACGGAGGUGAAGAAAAUCAAAGGUGCAGACCAUAUGGCAAUGUGCUCAAAGCCAGCCGAACUUUUUCAUUGUCUCCUAGAGAUAGCAAACGAGUACGAUUAG